ACUGCCAGAAGCAAGAUGGCGCCCGUCUGUUUGCGUAUACCUCUGCGGUGGAUAUAAAUACGCGCGAGAGAGGAAAAAAGAGAGAAAACAGUGUCGAGAGAAACGGUUACGGACGAUCGAGCGGUCGGUGACGAUCGUUGGUGAUACGCGGCAAUCCCGUCCACGGACGUCGACGUCGCCACGCCGCCGAGGUAACGUCGGUAAAACGCGUUCGUUGUGUGUGUCCCCCGUCGUCGUGAUCCCCGCGCCAAAACCUUUUUUUUUUGCGGCUUCUUCGUCAUUUCUCGUUGCGAUACGUCGUUGGCCGUAGGCGCUCGCGCCGUGUUUCACAGGUGCCCUACACCUGAGGAAUGUUAGAUCGGCGCCCCGGCGGAUCGGCCGAACGACAACACGGCGUGUUGCGUAUCACGAACGAAGAGGAGCUGUGAGGAGAAAAAAGAAAAAGAAACGCGCGCCGACGGCCGGAGUGUGCUCUCGUGGGGAUUUCCUCGCGAGAAGGUGAUCGCGUUCGAUACUCUUUCGUGACGUAUGUGUCUCGCGGAGUUCUAUCAGACGGGUCGGUCGUCGCGAGUGUUUUCGUCGUCGUCACUGUCGUUGUCCAUUCCGUUAUUAUUAUCGUUCACGUCGUCGCCGUCCACGUUCCCGUCGUCGCCACGUUGCGCCGAGUAUCAUCGUCGACGUUCUCGAUGCUCUGUCGCCCUCCCCUGGAGGACCAUCCCUUCUGGACGUCCGGCGAGAUCAGCUGCUACUGCUGUUGCUACUGCUGCUGGGAUUACUAGCCCGGCGGCUCUCUGCGAGGAUACUCUUCUGUUGGAGCAGUGGGGCAAGGAGGCGCCGGAAGCAGCCGCGAGUCCGGAAGCAUAGCGAAGAAGAUGGCCUUCAACGAGCUCAGUCGAUCGAACUGGACGACGACUCGAGUCAUGCGGCAAAACGAGGAGUAGCGGCGGGUCGGCGCAACGCAUUUUCAAACGAGAAUCUUCCUUGUACUCCCUUCCCCGCGUGUUUCGUGCGUGUGCACAACAUAGACAUUCAUCAUGUUCGCCGCGAUGGUGCUGCACAAGCAUAACAAGCACAACAACGGGAAUCACUCGAAUCACCACGCGAGCAACAACAACUCCACCAAUUCCACCAACACCAGCACCAAUCAUCAUCUCAACAACAACAAUCACAUCAAUAACAAUGUCAACAACGUGAACCAGGCGUACAGCACGAGAGCGAAGGUGGAUCCUGAGCUGAUAUUCACUAAACAGGAAAGAAUCGGAAAAGGCAGCUUCGGCGAGGUUUUCAAAGGUAUCGACAACAGGACCCAGCAAGUGGUGGCCAUUAAGAUCAUCGAUCUCGAAGAGGCGGAAGAUGAGAUCGAGGACAUACAGCAGGAGAUCAUGGUGCUGUCGCAAUGCGACAGCCCGUACGUCACCAAGUAUUACGGGUCUUACCUCAAAGGCACGAAGCUGUGGAUCAUCAUGGAAUACCUGGGUGGCGGCUCGGCCCUGGACUUGAUGAAGGCCGGUAGCUUCGAGGAGAUGCACAUUGCCGUAAUAUUACGCGAGGUGCUCAAAGGGCUGGAUUAUCUGCACAGCGAGCGUAAGCUUCAUCGCGAUAUUAAAGCGGCAAACGUUUUGCUGAGCGAGAUGGGUGACGUCAAACUGGCCGACUUCGGUGUUGCCGGUCAAUUGACGAACACCACGAGCAAACGUAACACCUUCGUCGGCACGCCGUUUUGGAUGGCGCCUGAAGUCAUCAAACAGUCCGCUUACGAUUCCAAGGCUGACAUUUGGUCUCUGGGCAUCACGGCAAUCGAGCUCGCGAAAGGAGAACCUCCCAAUAGCGAGCUACAUCCUAUGAGAGUGCUCUUCCUAAUACCCAAGAACAAUCCGCCGCAACUGACUGGGAAUUACACGAAACAGUUCAAGGAGUUUGUCGAAGCCUGCCUCAACAAGGAGCCUGAAAACAGACCAACGGCGAAGGAGUUGCUGAAGUUCCAGUUCAUCAGGAAGGCGAAGAAAAACUCGUAUCUAAUCGACCUGAUCGACAGGUACAAAAAGUGGAAGUCGCAGCGCAGCGAGGAGUCGGAGACCGAGAGUGAGAAUUCGGACUCAGAGGAAUCCAAGCAAGACAGCGACAUGGACGAACCGUGGAUAAUGACGGUGAAAGGUCCGCACGGGGUAAAAGGAUCUGUAGUGCCUAUGCUGCCACUGGACGAGCAGCCCGCAUCCUUGACCCUAACACACACGAAUCACAGGUCCUCCAAUCAUAGUCAAUCGAGCAAACCGCACGCGAACGGCGCCUCGCGAUCACCACCGAAGGACUCCACGCUCAAUCAUUACAGAAGCGAGUCCAGGGAUUCGCUGCGCGAUGGUCAAGCAAAACACACACCGUCCCGACCACACGAGGCCGCGCCUCCGCCACCGGUGGACACAAGAGAAAAGCGAGACGAGCGGGACUACCGUGACUCCAGCCGAGAGUCCACGCUCAGAGAAUCGAAGGAGAUGCGCGAUGGACGCGAGAGAGACAGAGACGGCGUCAGAGAACGCGACAGAGAAGGCAGAGAUCGAGAUAGAGCUAGCAGAGACUUCAACAGUCGGGAGAAGAGGAGAAACAGCAAGCCGGAUGUUCCCGUGGUUCCGAUGGCCGAUCACAGACCCGGCGAGGACAAACAGAGACCCAGAAGCUCGCAGGAGCUCAAGCAUCCGCGAAGCGUCGCUUUGUCCGGUGUUGUUCUACCUCUGCUUUCCGAGCUUCAACGAAAGCACCAAUAUUCGGCGAGAGACAAUAAUGGUGAGGGUGGUAGUGGUGGCAAGAAUGGCGGUGCUAUAGAGGAACUGCGAGGCGCUUUUGAGUCGGCGGAACGCACGUCGCCAGGCAUGACGGAGUCUCUUCUACGCGAACUGAUUAAAUCCUUACUUCCGCCGAAUCAUUCGGAAGGACGCUUAUCUAUGUUAAUGGAAAAAGUUAUUUUAAGGGAUACGUAGGGACGCGAGAGAUCGAGAGUUCGCAAGAGACUGUGGUCCCAGAAUAUCCUAACGUUGUAAAAUUAUUACGUUACUUCUCUCAGUUAUCAACUUAUUAAUCAGCACGAGCCGAGUUCGUUAUCGAUGAGUGACGCGAUACCGAACGUGAACGUGAAGGUGCGAGGAACUGCGUUCAUAUUUUUUUUUCUUCGCCUCACUCUUAUUCUCUCUCCGCUCUUCCCCCUUCCCAAGCUAAAGACCGUGCUACAACGAAGUCUAUCGAAGUUUUACGAAAUAGUCUACCCAAAAUCGCUUCAUAUUUCCAUCUACCUACCUACCUUCGCUGUAGGAAAAACAAAACGCGUAGAGACAGCAAAUGCGCGCGAAAAUGUUGUUACCAGUAUUAUCUUCAUCAUGAACGAACCACAUAUUCUACGUAUUUUAUAAGUUUCUUUUCGUCGGCUAGAAAUUUGUUUUAACUGCGAAUAUCAUUAUGGAAUUUCUCUUUUUCUCGGAAUCCUUUUUUUUUUUUUUUUUUUUUUUCCAAUUUCAAAUAAUCAGAUAAGAAAAUAUUAGAAUAAUUAAUAUACUAGAAAAAGCCAUACGCGUAUAACGAAGAGUAAAACUUUAUCGGCAGAACAUAUUUUUAAAAUCUGAUAUUUACAAAUGGACUCGCGUCGAUCGAUUUUAAAAACAGUCGGUAAAACAAUUCUUAUCGCUAGUAGAGAAUUAAAAAUGCGGAGAAAAUGUAGAAGACGCAUUCGAGUUUAAAUAGUUCAAAAUCUUUUGAGGAAAAAAAAGAAAGAAUAGCAACGCCCUAGCAAUCUAUAAUAGCAGUCAAGUUUUACGAGUAGAAAAAAAAAAAAAAACAAAAAGCAAAAACUAGCGCAUUUGCAGGAAGGUUGAAUAAACGAAAGAGAAAAAAAUAUUCUCAUCAAUAUUUUACAGCCUAACCGAAGUCAUUUUUGCGAACCUUCUUCAUGUUCGGCGUGAACAUCGAUCUGACAUUAGGACAAAACAAAAAAUUUGUACAGACUCGACAAAAAGCGACUAUAGAUGAAGAUAGUAAUCGACGACACGAAGGUUUUGCCUCAAUGUAAAUACGUCCGCAGCAUGCACUACCGAGAGACGUAUCAGGCAUAUAUAUAUAUAUAGACGUGAUCUAUGUAAGAAAAUGGAAAAAAAUCUUCGAAGCUUCUCUACGGAGCUCUCAAAGCGAGACGUUUUUACCAAUAUUUUUGCAGACAGAGAAAGAGAGGGACAAUUAUUUAGUAGCGUAUUUUCUGGGUGAGAAAAGAGAGAAGAGGAGGAUCCUAUAGCAGUCGAAAGAAAGAAAACAUGUGUUCUUUUAAAUAGAUUCCUUCCCGUAGAUUGCUUCCUACGCUAGUGCACGUUUCGGACGCGAAAGGGACAGGUCUUAAGAUGAGAGAGAGAGACAGAGAGAGAAAGAGAGAGCUCUGGCGUGUGCAGUGCUAGAGGAACUUGUAAAUAUGUAUGUAGCGCGAUAAGAUAGUCUUAUUGUUCUGAUCGACGUCUUUGCCAACCGGUCGCACAGCUCCGUUAAACGAUCUUGUUGCCCGCGAGGGUGAUAAAAUCCUUAUCCUUUCCGUGAUCAGUCAUCAUCAUUAUCAUCAUCAUCAUCGUCAUCGUUCAUCAUUGAGAAAGACGAUAGCCGUAGGUUAUAUAGGCGAUAUAUUACCGUUACAAAUUUAUCGAGAGCUUUUAUCGUUUCGAUGUAGUUUUCGCUUGUUGCGUAAAAAAAUUGCAGGUAAGCCGUUAAACCAAGUGUUUGAGCAGCCGUAACGCGCGAUAUGUACACUAGCGCGUUUAAAAUAUAUAUGAUAAUUUUUAAUCGUAUUAAAAAAAAAAAAAAAACAAAAAAAACAAAAAAAAACAAUUUCCCACUUGGAAAACGUCGAAGAACAAUGCUACUUUAGAGAACACUGUCUCCAAAUAUACAUAUAUACAUACAUACAUACAUACAUCCGUGUGAAAGACACUUCGAGAUCUUUCCAUCAUGCCUUAAAAGUAAACGCAUACGUCAUUAACGUAGAAUAAUAAUAAUAAGAAUAAUGAUAACAAUAACAACAACACAACGGAAUCGUUCCACGUUAACAUAUCGUUGAAACGUUCGUGUAUUUUUGCCGGAUUGUAAAGCGAUCGUAGCAAUUUUCGCGAUUUUCGAUAGUUUUUGGAAGGAAAAGAAUGUGUGUAUGUCAGGAUAAAGCGCCUUUUAUAAGAGAGUCUCGAGUUUUUUUAUUAUAUAAUACAAUAAAAUAUUUGACGUGGAACGACUUGAUGACGUGGUCGACUUUAAAACGGAACGUAGUAACGCACGCGAGAAAGAUGUAUUACAUUACGUGGCGAAUGUCUUUGAACUCAACAACGCGCAACGCGUUUAAACAGUCACGACUGAAUGCGUUAUACGGAAUUUGAGUACUGCCGUUCUUCCAAACACUUAACUUGCGUUUGUUGACACAUAAUAAUGUCCGAAAUUCCUAUUUUUCUUUCCACGAUCGAGUCUGAGCUGCGAUGACUCCCACGCAGGGCGUCGACACUUAAACCACGUUGUUUGUGUGUGUAAACUAAUGUAUUUUAUAAAAAAUAUAUAUAUACAUAUAUAUAUAUAUAUAUAUAUAUAAAGAGAGAGAGAGAAAGCGAGAGAGAGUUAGUGAGUGAGAGAGAGAGAGAGAAAAAAAUUCCACACACGCGUAAAAGAUAGACAAAUUUUAAAUGAUGUCAUCUAUGGGGUGGUCGGAAAAGAGUGUCAUGAGUGUAUCGCGUUUCACUGAUAUGCAAAGAUGAGACCAUCCUGUAGUGAUUUAAAGGAAAAUGAAUAAAAAGAAGGUGAGAUAGAGCAAGAGUGAGAGAAAGGAAAGGAAACAAGAUAACUAACGCGAGUUUAUGAAGAAAGUACGUCAAUUAAAACUCGAAAACUAAAAAAAAGGCAAAGAGACUUAAUUAUGUUAUUCAAAUUUAUGUUAUUCGGCGCUUCGAUGUACACAAAUUUCGUUGCAUUUUACAUAUAUAUAUAUAUAGUUUUUAUUCCUGUUUUAAUUGAAUUUGUUUCGUAAAUUUUGACUCACAAUGAUCGUCAUCAUGUCCAAUGAGAAGCGCAAAAACAAUAUUGAAAUAUUGAAAAUCUCUGCUCUACGCCUUUUCUGUUCUCCGUUUCGUUACCUGCCACCCACCUAGAUGAUAAGUAAGUCAGGUCAGGUUAUAUAAACGAUAUGUAUUAACGUUACUUUUAGUUGUUACUUCAAUUAUAUUCAUUUACGUUGUAUUGUUACAAAUACGGUCAUCUUAUGUCGGCUGAUCAAACGAUUUUUUUAAUUGUUACUCUCUCUUUAAUCACAUAAUAACAAUUCUUUUUACGACAGAGGAAAAACUCGUUUGGCGAGGCGACAUGAUUUGAUUCUCAUAAACUAUUUUUCUUAUUGUUGUUUCACCGUUUCGGUUUAAGUUUUUUUUUUUUCGAUCUUUACGGCGAUCGCCACCCCAGGUAGACCUCAUAACGCUGCCAUAAAUGCUUACCAUAAAUGCUAGUUACAUCCACGCGCUUUUGUAGCAUCGCGGACCGAACCGAGUGAGUGAAGCAAAUUACAGCUGUGUAAGCAGUAUGUUUGUUAAAACAAAAACAAAAACAAAGAAUCGUCAGGUCACACCCGCGGAGUAGCGAUCGAUUUUUACGUCCAAGUAAUAAUCAUUUUUAUCAGAGACGUCUCUUUUUUUUUCUUGCGUUUCGUUUUGGCCGUCUUCGCUCAAUGGCCAAAGUUGUACGUGUAGAUGCAGAUUGUUGUACGCGCGAGAAAUCGCGCGUAUAAAUUUUAUUAUCGGGUUAAAAUUUAAGGUAGUGGCUCGUUAUAUUUUUUGUUUACAAUCGGCCGAGAGAGGUUUUUUCAACGUGCGUUUAAGAUCGGAUAGAUUUUUCUUGCUCGGAGUGCGAUAAGAUACGGAAAGCUGACGGGACGUGAUCAUGUAAUCUGUGUAUCACAUACAUACACACAUACACACACACACACACAUACACACACAGAGAGAUAUAUAAUUUGUGUACGGAGAACUAUUUCAGAACUUUGUUUUUCGUUGAGUUCGAAUCUGCUUCUUAUGCCAUACCCUAACCGACUAGGAAAAUCCUACGUUUGAUGAGUAUGUUGCUUCGCGCGAGGGUGAGACGAGACGCGCGCGAGGAUUUGAAUCGCGAAAUCUUUGAUUUCUUCGCCGUGUGUAGAUUGCGAAUGGAAAUGUAAACUGACGCCGAACUGUGAUUUUUCGAUUUUCAGAAAGCUCGUUGCUUUCGUCUUAUUUUUUUUUAGUUUAUAUAUACAUGUGUACGUUUAUACAAAGGGGUCGAUCGAGUGAGAGUUUUCGUUUUGUUUUUUAUUAAUCGAGAUCAUGAUAUCACAAAGACAAAAAGAGAGAAAAAAGAGAGAAAGAAACAGAAAGACAGAGAGAGAGAUCGGCAAGCGCGCGUGAUCCGCUUGCGGUUCGCAAAAACAAAAAAAAAAAACCGCGCCACAUUCAAUCCGAAUUACGUGUCCUACCGUAUCCACAGCACUCUUCUUUGUAUUAUAUUUGUAGCUCUACUAUCCAUCUCUAAUAUAUUCAACGUUAUGAAAAAAAAAAAAAAAAAAACACCGCGUGG
Messenger RNA from Pseudomyrmex gracilis, 7596 nucleotides. RefSeq names its product serine/threonine-protein kinase 26 (gene GckIII). Gene Ontology annotation, biological process: protein phosphorylation. Gene Ontology annotation, molecular function: ATP binding; protein kinase activity. NCBI's taxonomy places the organism in Eukaryota, Metazoa, Arthropoda, Insecta, Hymenoptera, Formicidae. The transcript is spliced from 11 exons. Bases 1035 to 2972 code for a protein of 645 amino acids. The record is from RefSeq and is a predicted model, not a curated record.